AUGGACGGCAGAGACGACCGUCUGGAUCCCCUCCGCAGCUUCACGGCCAGCAGUUUCAGGCUAGACGCGGAAAGAUGGCAGGAGUUUGUAUUAGAGAAGGACAACCAAGUUAUCCUCAACAGCUUCUUCUCCACCCCGGACUACACCAACCUGUUCAUCUCCCGGUGUCGGGACUCGGAGGCAGGACUCCGCGUCGGACUCGACUUCCCUAAAAAUGUCCAAACUAAAGUCAUCUGUGUCUCCAAAACGGGCCGUGAGGUCAUCACUAAAGAUAACGCCCGGGAGAUGUUACUCAUCCAAGAAGUUCUGGGAGACGACGCCAUUAGCUUCAUCAUCGCUGUCUCCGAGGAGGUGGGGUGCCCGUUGCUUAGCAACCCGGAGACCAACAGCAGCUGGGCAUCCGGCGUGGCCGAGGAGGCUCUGAGGUUCAUGGAGCGCCAGAAGAACGAGGCGCUGGUGAUGAAGGCUCAGAUAGAGGGACGGACCUUCCUGCCUCACCCCGACGCUCUCCGGGACGACCAUCGCCCCGGCAACGCAGUCCACGACGACGCGGUCCAUGAGGGCGCUCCCCACGAUGAACCUCUCCGUGACAGCGCUGAAGGCUGGAAGUUGUCAGACGUGAAGCUGCUCCACGCCUGUGAUUCGACGAUCAUAGAGUGGGCGGAGCUUGUGUCAGAGUUCCUGAAGCAGGACUCGUCUCAGCCGGUUCUGGACGGACUGAAGCCGCUUCCCUCGGAGGAGUUUAACUUCUGGAAGAGCAGACUCAAGAACCUGCAGUUCAUCCAGCAGCAGCUGAGGAGCAGCAGAGCUCAGCAGGUGGCGUCCAUCGUCCAGAAGGCAGAGAGCGUCUACUGGGCCACUCUGAGAGACAUCCACAGAGACGUCCAGGAAGGUCUGAAGGAGGCUGAGGACGUGACUCUGAAUCUGGGUCCUGUGCAGGAGAAGCUGGAGCAGGUGGAGCAGAUGGAGUACCAGCAGCUGGGGGACAACAUGGCGGCUGUGAUGGAGGAAGUGUGUCUGUUGUGGAUCCGGUCUGAGUUCUACUGUAAACCCUGCAGGAUGGUAGUCCUGCUACAGGAGGUCUGCAACCUCUUCCUACAGAUGAGCAGGAAGUUCCUGUGUGGGGAGGAAGUGAUGCGUUGCCUGGUGUCAGACCCAGGCCCGGUGCUGGAUGAUGUCAGACUGGUGAUCCGGACCUUGCAGACCCUCAAAGAGGCGUACAGCCAGACCAGGAUCCAGCUGGAGGAGGAGCAGAGCUGCUGGGACUUCCCUUCACACCUGGUCUUCUUCCACCUGGACAACUUCCUGCUACAUAUGAGGUGUUUCAGUGUGAGUGUGCAGCUCUACCGGUUGGACCAGGCGGUGCUGUCGGGCGUGGGAGGCAGGAUGUGGUCUGACGUGGUUCAGGGAGUGUAUCAGGACUUCCUGUGUCAUGUGACGGUUCUGUCAAACUUCACCUGUGACCCCACUGACCCUGACGACCAGAGCUUCCAGCAGCAGCUGGCUCAGUUCCAGGCUCAGGUGUCGGACCUGGAGAGACGUCUGGUGUCCGUCCUCAGCAGAGCUUUUGAGGACUGCUGCUCCGUCUCGUCUGCAGCAAAGCUGGUGAAGAUGUUUGGGUUCAUCCUGGACCGCCCUCUGAUCCAGGAUCAGCUGCGUCCUCACCUGCUCCGCCUGGUGGAGAUGGUUCUGGAGGAGCUGGAUCAGACGGAGCGUCUGUUCCAGAGUCAGAGAGAGAAACCGGACACGUUCAGCCGGUUCCUCCCGACCGCUGCAGCCAGACACUGCUGGAGCCACAGGCUCCGACUCAGAGCUGAAGACACGCUGACACACUUCACUGCUGUUCACAACCUGUACCAGGACUCUGGUGUGGCCCAGCAGGUUCUGCAGAGGUUCCAGCAGAUUGUGGACGUCCUGCAGGAUUUCGGAGACGGCGUAAGGUCCUCCUGGAGCUCGCAGCUGGACUCAGACUGUGGAUUCAUUCUGGACCAACCUCUGCUACAACACAACCAGCAAGGCAUGCUGGGAGUCAACUGCAGCCACAAGCUGGAGGCGGUGCUGAGGCAACUCCGGUACGUGAGCAGGGAGACAGAUGUGGAGCUCCACCUGCACGCUGCUCGACUCUACACCUGCAUAGAUGACAUCACACAGAGCUACCUGAGCCUGAGUCACACCAUGUCCUGCUACCGCCAGGCGGUGAGUGAGACGCUGGAGGAGGAGAUUCCUCUGAUCCAGAACCAGCUGCAGGAGCUGAACCGGACUCUGUCGGACCUACAGAGGACCACCUGGAGCUGUGAAGGUGUACUGCAGCUGGUGGAGCAGCAGAGACACAGAGUGAUGAUCUUCCACGCCACAGUGAGCGAGGCCAGAGCCAACAUGGACGCCAUGACAGGAAUCCUACAGGGAUGGGCGGAGCUUCAGCUGCUGCAGCGGUCAGAUGACUCGCUGCUGGAGGGCGGAGCCACAGAGCAGAGCUGCAGACGAAUCAGAGACGAGGGACAGGAGCUGCUCCGGCUCACACAGGUGAACAGGCGUCUGUACGCAGCUGAAGACUCCUCCGAGUCCUGGAUCACAUAUCUGGACCACAUCGACGACAAAGUCCAGGACGGACUGUUCCAGCUGCUGCUGCGAUCGCUGCACUUCCUGUCUGACAACAUGAACCCAGAGAGCUGCAGUGCUGUGUUUCUAGCCGUCAGUCUGCAGCUGCAGGAGACAGGAAGUGUGUUUGAGCCGUCAGUGGAAGGCGGCCUCUCUGACCUCCUGAAGAGCGUCAUCUCUGACAUUUACACCGCCGCCAGUUUGCCGCCCAGGAUCUCUGUGAGUCGCCACGGCAACUACCAGGAGUCCCUGCAGCAGAAUCCGGAUCUGUCUGCGUUGGAACAGGAAGUGAUGCGUCGCCUGGGGCAGGUGCGUGAGGAGGCGGAGCUUCUGAAGGCGAGGCUGGACCGGUACUCCUUCCUGUGGCUGAGCAGCCGGGCGGCCGUGAUGAAGGAGUUCCUGAAGUACAGCCGGCAGCUGGGACCAGAGGAGCUGGAGGCUGAAGGGGCCCCGCCCACCCUGAAGGACUUCCACAGAGAGAUCGAGUCCCUCGGCAGACGGAGGACAGAUGUGACUCAGCUGGAUGAGGUGGUCGUUCUGCACAGCUGGCUGCAGGUGGACCUGCGUCCCUUCAGAGACUCGCUGCUGUCCGUCCUCCAGGACUGGAGACACAUGUACACACAGUACCUGCUGGGUGCCGUCAGCAACAGUCUGAAGCAGGUGACCCAGCGUGGCGAGGAUGAAGACUCCUCCUCUUCCUCCAGGUUCCCGCUGACUGAAACCAUCCUCCUGCUGGAAGCUGCAGGAGUCGAGCUGCCUGAACACCUGGCGGCUCAGCUGCAGUGCUGAGGACCUGAAGAGGAAACGUGAUUCCAGUGUUGACUUUAUUUAUUGAUUAUUGUUCAGAUUUGAGGAUUAAAAGUUGAGUAAAUCCUG
This is a messenger RNA of Sander lucioperca (pikeperch), 3474 nucleotides long. Its product is annotated as dynein heavy chain 17, axonemal-like. The coding region runs from base 1 to 3387 and encodes 1128 amino acids. The transcript has 22 exons. Lineage: Eukaryota; Metazoa; Chordata; Actinopteri; Perciformes; Percidae. The record is from RefSeq and is a predicted model, not a curated record.